Daldinia loculata is the source of this 1453-nucleotide messenger RNA. RefSeq names its product NAD(P)-binding protein. NCBI's taxonomy places the organism in Eukaryota, Fungi, Ascomycota, Sordariomycetes, Xylariales, Hypoxylaceae. The transcript is spliced from 4 exons. Gene Ontology annotation, molecular function: oxidoreductase activity. The coding region runs from base 265 to 1089 and encodes 274 amino acids. The record is from RefSeq and is a predicted model, not a curated record.
ACUCAUUCGUCAUAAUGAUUGGUUGGGUAGCACUCCGCGAAGCCCGGUUGCAGAUGAAUCAGCCAUGAUUAUCAGUUCUCCAACGCUUAGACAAGGAAUGCUAGUUCAUGAGCGGCGUAUGGACGUCUAUAUAACAAUUGCUAUGUUAUGCCAUUCCCAGAUUUGAAUAAUCUCCAACAGCCAGAUAACAGUAUCUCCGUUCUUAUAUUCAAUUUGUUAUUAUCUCUUGAACCAUAGCCCACACGGUUUGAGGUCUAUAGCAACAUGGACAUUACCGGAAAUGCAUUUGUUACUGGAGGAGGAAGCGGAAUUGGGAAGGCCUGUUCUAUAGCUUUGGCAAAGGAGGGGGCUAAGGGCAUCCUUGUGGCAGAUAUUAACCUAAAGGCUGCCGAAGAAACCAUUGCGGAAGCUACUGCUGUUGCUACUAAUCCUGAUUUCCGUGCUGAGGCAAUUCACCUUGAUGUCACGAGCGAAGAAUCGGUCAAACAAACCGUUGCCAAAAUGAUCGAGUCUUUUGGACGCAUUGACUACUGCAUACACUGCGCAGGAACCGGAUUAUCGUCAUAUCGACCAGUUGACGAAGCUAGCUUAGACGAGUUGAAGAGAUCCCUCGCCGUCCAUGUCCACGGGACCUUCCUUAUAACUAGUCUAAUCUCGGCGGCCAUGAAAUCGCAAGAACUGGUGACGGUCGACUCUGCUCAUCCAGAGCGAGGUGGAACUCGUGGUUCAAUUGUCGUCCUAGGUUCAUCAGCUUCUAUAUUCGCAAUACCUCACUUGGUGCCAUAUACUGCGUCGAAGCAUGCUGUGCUGGCAAUUGCCAAGACGGCUGCCAUGGAAAGCGGUGUUCAUAAUAUCCGGGUGAACUGUAUCUGUCCUAAUUGGACUGAUACGCCUAUGCUACGGCACACACUGGAGAUAUCCGAGGAGAUGACUGUUGAAUCGCUCUUGGCUACUAUACCGAUUAAACGGCUUUGCACGGCUCAUGAUGUUGCCGAUGCUGCACUUUUCUUGUGCAGCCCGAGGUCAUGUUAUAUAACAGGAGUUGCCUACCCCGUUGAUGGUGGUAUGGCGCUCACCAUGAAGACUUGAUUAUUACUGUCUAGGGCUAGUUAUCUACCCAUCAGGCUUAAAGCAAAACAUGUAAGGUACUUACAAGGUAGUAACGAAGUAGACUGACCUUCCCCCUACUAUAUGUCGUUUUCCUAUUCCACCUCGAUCUACUUGAGGGCAAAUGAUAUCUAUCGUAUAGGUUAGAGGCUAGAGUACGAAGAAGAUUGUGGAGUACUCUCCCAUAACUUAAGAUGAUCUUAGCCGAUGAUAAGAUCCAUAAAAUAGCUACGACUCUUGCCUACUUUACGGCUGAUGCCUAUUUGUGGUGCAUUAAUAAAAAUAGUACCAGUGGCUUACGGGGUUUAGUCGGUGGACCAGGUGGUAGUAGAAUCAUCGGUUGGGC